Bombyx mandarina (wild silkworm) is the source of this 906-nucleotide messenger RNA. RefSeq names its product seminal metalloprotease 1. NCBI's taxonomy places the organism in Eukaryota, Metazoa, Arthropoda, Insecta, Lepidoptera, Bombycidae. Gene Ontology annotation, biological process: proteolysis. Gene Ontology annotation, molecular function: zinc ion binding; metalloendopeptidase activity. The record is from RefSeq and is a predicted model, not a curated record.
AUGAGUUUGAAAUGGUCCCUAGGAAUCAUUCCGUAUUAUGUCGACCCAGAAAGUUACGAUAAAAUAAUUGAGAAUCGAAUCCGGUUAGCUAUGAAGACAAUUGAAAAAUCGUCGUGUUUGAAUUUCGAACGCUUAAAUUCGAAGCCGGCAGAUAAGAACUUGUCAUGGCUACAUUUUACUAACCCUCAGAAGGAGAGAGAUUGUACACAUCAAUUACAAGUCCGAGAAUAUGAAGAAGUAAUAGUAACAUUGGGCUUCGAAUGUAUGCUUCAUACGAAUAUAAUGCAUUCAUUGCUGCACGCCCUCGGCUUUAAUGAUGAGGUUACGCAUCCGCAUCGGGAUAAAUACAUUCGAAUUUUAUGGGAAAACAUGCAGCCCAAAUAUCGACCACUGUUCCUGAUGCAAACCGCAAACGAGCCAAACAGACCUGUCGUUGAAUACGACCCUCAAAGUGUUAUGCACUUCCACGAUCGGGCCUUCAGUGUUAAUGGCGAAGCUACUAUAGCGCCGUUGAUUCCCGGAAUGAUUAUACGAUCUGGUGAUAAAUUAUCCCAAUUGGAUAAAAUGAAAUUGAAAUUGUACUUCACACACGAAUGUAACAAGCGAACAGUGGAAGAGCUAAUCGAUGCUUGCAGGAAUAUAUUGCUGGAAAAUACUGUAGCAGGCAGGCAGCAGGAUAAAAACAAUUCAACCUACAAUAGAGCUACAGAUGAAGAUGAUACAGAGAAAGAUAGUGGAAAGUAUGAAAGUGAACAAGCAGAUGAAAGUGAUUAUACUAAUCGAGGUGAUCAAUAUGCUGAUAAUAUAUCUACAAAGGUUAAAGGUGAUAUACAAAGCAAAAAAGGAAAUAGUUACUUAACACAGAAAUUUAUUAAUAAAUCUUUGAAAAAAGAAGGAAUUAAAUAA